Molecule: messenger RNA, 4570 nt
Organism: Callorhinchus milii (elephant shark)
Lineage: Eukaryota; Metazoa; Chordata; Chondrichthyes; Chimaeriformes; Callorhinchidae
Product: translocating chain-associated membrane protein 1
Exons: 11
Coding region: 7-1131 (374 amino acids)
Biological process (GO): protein insertion into ER membrane; SRP-dependent cotranslational protein targeting to membrane, translocation
Cellular component (GO): endoplasmic reticulum membrane
Source: RefSeq, a predicted model, not a curated record
CCCGCCAUGGGCCUGAGGAAGAAAAACAAAAAUCCCGCUGUUUUAAGUCAUGAGUUCGUGAUCCAGAACCAUGCGGAUAUCGUGUCGUGUGUGGCGAUGGUGAUCCUACUGGGGCUGAUGUUUGAGGUCACAGCUAAGUUUGCCAUCAUGUUCAUCACUGUGCAGUACAAUGUUACAUAUCCUUCUACAGAGGAGAGGAGCAGUUCUGAUUCCAUCAGCUUCUAUGAGUAUGGGCUUAAAGAUUUGGCUACCAUAUUUUUCUACAUGUUAAUAGCUAUCAUUCUGCAUGCUGUGAUCCAAGAGUACAUUCUAGAUAAAAUCAACAGACGACUGCAUUUGUCCAAAACAAAGCACAGUAAAUUCAACGAAUCCGGCCAACUGGCAUUUUUCUACCUGUUUUCCUUUAUCUGGGGUGGAAGCAUCCUGACUGGAGAAGAAUUCACAACUGAUCCUACACUCCUAUGGGAAGGAUACCCCCAUUCACACAUGUUUUUUCAGGUGAAAUUUUUCUAUGUUUGCCAGAUCGCCUAUUGGCUUCAUGCUUUACCAGAGCUGUACUUUCAGAAAGUUCGAAAGGAGGAUAUCCCACGGCAGCUGUACUACAUUUGCCUUUACAUAUUCCAUAUCACCGGGGCCUAUAUCUUAAACUUACACCGACUGGGGCUGAUUCUUUUGGUGCCACAUUACUUGGUUGAGCUCUUGUUUCAUGCAUCACGUUUGUUCUACUUCAGCGACGAAAACAAACAAAAAGGCUUUACACUCUGGGCUCUGCUUUUUGUAAUGGCUCGACUUCUCACAUUGACUCUAUCUGUCUUGACCUUUGGUUUUGGCCUUGCAAGAGCGGAGAAUCAAGGCUUCUCUGUAGCAUCUGGAAAUUUCAACACAUUGACUGUCAGGAUUAGCUGCUUAGCAGCCAUCUGCCUAACACAAGCCUGGAUGAUGUGGAAGUUCAUUAACUUCCAGCUGAAAAAAUGGAGAGAACACACUCAGAAUCAGAUCCCCAAAAAGAAAUUAACCAAUACUAAGAGCAAACCUUCAAAAAAGGAAACUAGCAAGGCGAAUGCGGCUAAUGGAACAGUGAAGUCGGAAGGUGGAACAUCACCACGUGCAAGAAAAGCAAAAGCUUUGUGAAGCUGGAUUUUCAGUUUGGGAAAUGUUUUGAAGGACUGUGAUAUUCACAAAUCUGUUGUCUCCUGCCUCACUCCUAAACCACUUUAUUUUUGAUUGGAGGUGAGCAAAGAAAUUGCUGGCUCAACUGUUCACGAGGCUGUGCUUUUUUCAACAUCAAUAAUGUGGUGCAAGAUGUGACUUCUAUGCAGUCUUCUGUCCCAAGUAAACCAUUUAGGUGAAAAAUCCUCAAAAAAGUUUUAGUUAUUGGCCAGUCUAUUUAGUUAAAACCCCAUUGCUAAAUGGCCAGCUCUCGUGAGUUACCUGCAGUUUCCUUGCUCUUUCAGUUUGGGAUCGAGCUCCGAGGACAUCAGAGUGAAGGGCAAGUGGUUGGGUAAUUGGGAUGAGGUACAAAUCAGCCAAUCAGAUGCCUUCACCAAAGGCUGUUACAGUCCACGUUGUUAGUGCGACAGACUUGAAUCUUGGGAGUUUAUACGUCAAAACAAACAAUCUGUUGAGAAUUAAUACGAUGAAGAAUGUCUUAUUACCUGCAGAUUGGGCCUUUCGUAGCAUUAUUGAUUACCCUUGCAGUUUUUCCUUUUUCUCUCCUCUCCCCCAACCUGUUGUGCAGUUUGGAUUUCUGGGAGAUAUAAACACCCCAAACCUUAAACCAUGAAUGAAGUUCAAGAAUAAAGUUUUGGUGUAUUUCUUUGUAUUGAACUUCUCAUGACACCUGCAGAAAGCAAAAUUCAACCUCACUCACCCUGGUUAUUCAUAACAUAGUAGUUUAAACAUUACUACUAAAGAUGUGUUCACAGAAUCAUUACAUCCCUGCUGAUAAAAUGGGAUAUUAUUAAAUAGUGUUUAUUCCACUGGUAAUUAUUUAGCUACAAAUUAUUUCUCAAGUUGGUUUCAUACGUAAUUGAUUUCUAGUUGCAGAGUGCCUACAAUUUAUUCAUACUCCAGGGUGAGGUUUAUAUUUAUUUGAUAUACUGUAUAUUUUUUAAGGAUCAGUAAAUGUUGCCAUUUGUACCGUGAAUUUUAUUUGAGGUUUAGUUUUUGUUUCAGGUGACUUCUGGAGAGAAGCCGUGUGCAUAUGCUUGACCUCCGCUCGACCAAAUUUCUUAUUCAAGUGUCCUUGAUGUGAAAGUUAUUUUUUAAAAAAAAUCAGUCAAAACCACUGUGUGAUACUAAUUACAAUAAUGUCAGUAACUCAGCAAAACAGCGAGGGGGUCAUUUUUAAAAAAAAGUAUGCGUUAAAUGAGCAAAUCGGUCAGUUUUUCUUUGGGUGUUUAAGAUGUUCUUUUAAUUGCUUCAAGCCUGAGUCAGCAUAGCGCUUUGCCCAUAGAUGCAUGAUGGGGGCUGUGCCUUAACAUUGACAGAAAUGUCAUCAACUUCUGUAGUCUUAACAUAAAGGCAUCAAAGUUUAACAACUGUGUUGAGUCUGUUUCACUGUCUGUUCCUUUGUCUUGAGCAAAAGCAAAUCUUUUCUGUGUUUUAUGUUUUUUGAAAAAAACAUCUUAAUCAAAGAAAAAUGUAUUUUGCUGUUUAUGAUGUGGGUUCUGGAGCCAGCUAAAUGGGGUGUGCCGCCAAAACUAUUUACAUGACUGAGUUACAGUAUUUCAAACAUUGACCUCAAUAUGUUUCAUGAGUGGAAAAACUACUUUGCCCAGUAUAGAUAUCUUUAUAAAGUACAAGUAAAUGUUCUAAGGCUGAUACUCUUUAUACACAUGUAUUCUCUUUAGCUCAAGCCCAUACUUACAGGCUCUUCAAACUUUUUAAUUUUUUAAAUAUAUAUAUACACACACAGAGUGAUUUCUAUUUGAAAGAGGAAUUCCCUUUAUACUGACUGUUUAGGGAUAUUCUGUAUAUACAGUCUCCAGUCUCCAAAGUCUCCGUUCAGUCUCCAAAUUUAAAUUUCCCAAAAAUCCCACUUUGUGGGUAAACUUUCUGGAACUAUGAAAUGCCUCAUUAAUUUGUUAAAUAUUCUAUCUUAUUCUUUUGGAAAAUAAAUGAAUAAUGUCCAGGAUGUAAUGUUUGGAGGCAUAUCUAUAUACAAAUGCUCUAAUAAACAUCAAUCAUUUUCUGCUUGUACCAAACCAUUUGUAGCAAACGAUCAAGUACACAGGCUGGCCCAACUAUCUACCAAACCACUGUUAGUAUAUGUGCUGCUGAAGCAACAACAGUACUCAAUCACUGGUGACAUUACACUUAUUUGGCUGUGUGGUGAAUUGUCAAGUGUGGACUUGUGGGUCCAACUGUCUACUUAAUUACUAAUGUCUACAACCAUUUUCUUUAUGAAAUCUGCUUAUAUGUACAAAAUUGAUGGUAAAUGCUCAUACAUACACAUCCAUGUUUUACAGAUGUGUGUAUCAUAUCACACAUGGAUCCAUCCAUCUGUCCUGAAUCACUACAUACAGAGGCAUCUGUAGUGAAUCAACUUUUGUGUGCAUACUUGUCAGCCUUUACCGCAUCAUUUUGCAAACUCACCUCUAUAAUUGAAUCACUGAAAUAAACCGCCCUGUUUUUUUUCAUUUUUCUGUGCAAAUAGAAAGUUAUGUUUUUGUAUUGUUACCAACAGCCGAAGCAUUCUCUCCCCCCACUCCCUCGGAGGCAAGUAGCAGAACAGGACAGUAAUAUCACUCAAUUCCAAAAUGCCUCAAACUCUUGUGUUUGGGAAAAGAAACAACUCCCGUUAUGACUCGUGGCCCAUCCUAACCACCUUCCUGCUCAUUUGCUCAUAAAUGGAACAUGGUCAUAGAAUGGUUGUAUUUGCGUUCGCUGAAACAUUUGUUCCAGUUUUGCCACGGACAGAACAAUUGAUUUCUUCCCACCCUAUUCAGUAUGGCACUGUGAUCUUGUGUGACUGACAGGACUGCAGAAUAUUGAUUCCACAUGUGAGGAAUGCAGAGAACCUUUGAUGGGUCAAAAAGCUGCAACAUUUCCCAGCUCAAUUUCUUAUGGAAAAUAUUUAAAAAAUGAUUCAAACCAUUUUUUUAAAAAAUGAGCACAAAAGGGAAACGGCAGCUAAAAUAUUUUCAUUGUGCAACAAUGCCCAUUCUGCAGAAUACAGUGAAAAUGGGAAGUGCUGAAUAUCUGAACUGCUAAACUCAAGUCAAGUAAAUGUCACUUUUUAACGCAUUAUGUUGAUCAAUGUAACUAACAGAUCCUUUGUUGGUUUGCUUAGCAUUCAGAUGAAUUCAUGUCCAGAGAAGCUUUUUUUUUCUGCCACUAAACAAGAUGGUUCCCAGUGAUUUUUUUAAAACAAUAAUUUUACAUCUGUCAUUUUAAUAUGCUCUUUUGUGGUUUCCAGUUGCUACUCCCAAACAUUAAGCUGUGAAGGUUUCUGUGAAAGAUGUGUUUGGCAGUAGGGUUUUGUAGGUUGAAUGUACAUUUCUGAUCUGAUGUUAUAAAACCACUAUUUCUGUAAUCUGGAAAUAAAUUUGUUGCCUGAUCUAUCAAA